UUUAGCCCAACAUAGAGACAAAAAGGAGAACGCAGUCCACACACACACACCAACCAACCAACUCACACACUGGAGGAGAAAGAAGACAAAUUUUGAAAUUUGAAGUGAAGAAGAAAAAAACAGUUUCAUUUUUCGCCGGCGACGAGUUCUAUUAAUUCCCGAAUCAAAUCAUGCCGUCCGGUGCGAAGAAGAGAAAGGCCUUGAGGAAGAAGCAGCAGCAGCAGCAACAAGGAGCGAUUGGUGGAGCUACUACUAGUACUACUACCAACCAUAAGGGUUUCAAUGGCGAUAAUAAUCUCCAUGGGAAUGAUGAACAUGGAAGCCAAGAUGGGAGGGGAAGUGAUGAUAGCAGUUCGAGUUCUUCCCCUGGUGGUUCUCAAGGAAAUGAAGAAUUUGGGAAAAAAGAUUCACCUGCUGCUGUUCUAUCCUCUUCUGGUAUGGUGAAAGGUGCUGCUAAGGAGAUAUCUGGAGAUGGAGAUGUUACUCAGGGACUUGGACCCAAAAAAAGUGACAAUGCAGUUGCGGUUGAAAGAGGAACUGAUUACCAGAAAAGUGUUGUGGGGAACUCAACCAAUUCCUUUUCUGAAAACCGUACUCACCCAGCCAAACAUGUAGCUUCAGUUACGGAAAUCACUCCCGUUGUUGAGUCUGUCAAACCUGUGGUGGUUGCUCCUCUCUCCAAAGCAGUGACCUCUGAAAAGAGUGAGCAUGUUGAUGAGACCUCAAGCUUGGUUAAAAAGAAGUCUGAGAAAAACGGAGAGUGUCUUCCAUCUCCGGGACUGGAAAACAAUAAUAGUAAGGUGGUGGUUACUCUUCCAAGAUCUGCUGCUGAAACAAGCAAAAAAUUAGAGAGCGUAAAAAAAUCUGAAGUUCCAGUAUCCUCUGAGGAAAAAUGUCUUUUGCUGCCUGGUCCACCAGUUGUCCGAAGGACUUCAUGGCUAAGUUGCUGCGGGUUGUUUGAUGCUAUGACAGGAUCUGAUAGAUAAACACAGAGCAGGGGGAUACGUAAAAAGGUGAAUGCGCUUGACAGCCAAAGCUUGAAAGACAACCUAAAAACAGGAUUUGCGGUCCGUACACUCUUCUCUGUACAUCAUGUCUUUGAUAGAUAAUAAUGUGGGCGGCUUUAGCAACAUACGAGAACAAGACCAGACGUCCUUCAUAGGGUUAAAUUUCGUUUUCUUUCUAUUUGAAAUACAGUCUUCUUUUGUUCAUUAAAUUGAUUUUAGAUUCAUGAGACUAAAAAUAUAGUUCUAUUUAUACUAUCUACUAUCUUCUUUA
This is a messenger RNA of Camelina sativa (false flax), 1278 nucleotides long. RefSeq lists its product as uncharacterized. The record is from RefSeq and is a predicted model, not a curated record. NCBI's taxonomy places the organism in Eukaryota, Viridiplantae, Streptophyta, Magnoliopsida, Brassicales, Brassicaceae.